Didymodactylos carnosus is the source of this 558-nucleotide messenger RNA. Lineage: Eukaryota; Metazoa; Rotifera; Eurotatoria; Philodinida; Philodinidae. The record is from the annotation of a GenBank genome assembly.
AUGCGAACAGUGAAAGAUGCUUUUCAACUCUUAUUUACGGAAGAAAUGAUACUUAUCAUCGUCACAGAAACUAACAGAAGCGCAAGGAAGGCUGCUGAAGCAUGGAAUGAACAGAAUCCCGACAAGAAAUGGCAACGGAAGGAUACUGAUAGUGAGGAAAUUUGGGUGUUUAUUGGAUUAUUGAUUCUUGCGGGCGUUCAAAGAUCUCAAAAAGAGAAUCUCCACGAAUUAUGGUCCAUGAAUAGUGGCCGAUCAAUAUUUCGAGCGACAAUGUCAAAGAAUCGCAUGGAUAGUCUACUAAAAUUCUGCCGAUUCGACGAUGCAGCUACACGAGAUACACGAAUGGAAGUAGACAAGCUGGCUCCAAUUAGUGAAUUUUGGGCAAUGUUUUUAGCACGACUACAGAUCAGAGCUCCGUAUGGACUCAAAUUUUUGAGUCCAGUCCAGUCCGAGUCCAUGAAAUCCAAAAAAUCUGAGUGGACUGGACUGGACUAUGGACUCAGUCCAGUCCAUACGGAGCUCUGCUACAGAUAUGCUACAUUCCAGGUGGUUCAAUGA